AAACUUAUAAAACAAAAUAAACUUUCUGUUUAAUCAGAUACGGAAAAAAUCUUUUGGAAUAGACAUGGUCGCGCAAGUGUUUUUAACAUUGCUUAUUACAUCGUUUGUAUUUGCAUCUCAAGUAGAUGUAAAUUUGGUUGUUCCAGAUGCCGAUAAUGUAAACGAGUUUUUAUCAGUUAAAUUGUCUAAAAUUGGAGAGAAUGGCAACAAAACUGGUGUUGAUGUUACGGUUGAAUUAAGGAUUCAUGUUAUUGAUGGUAAUGUUCACUUAAAUGGAAAUAAAAUGGAACAUAAUACUGUAAAUGCAGUACAUAUAAAGCUCACCAUAGUUGAACUUCAAAAUGGUAUUGCCAGUGACCCAAGAUUGGCACCUGUCCAUUUACGCGUUCUGGUAAUAGAAAGAGUCAAUAUGGAAGGAAGGAUAACAUUAUUUGUAGAAGAGGAAUUUAUUUCUAUUGAUAAUUUAAAAGUUGAGCAAGUUUAUGUGCAUCGUGUAGGGUGGGAAGAUAUGGUUAAAAGACCUACAGAACAAGUGCCUUUAGCAAACUCAGACAUUCAUCAAAAACCAAUGGAAAAUGAUAUGCAUAAAAAUUAUCUUGGAAUGCCACAAUAUCCAGAUGAACAUGGUUUUAAAUACGAAGAAAAUGCGAUGCUCAGUUCCUUUUUUUCAUAUCAUUGGUAUGAAUGCCAUGAAAAUUGCAUGCACUUUCACUGCAACAAAAGUAAACAUGAAAGCUAUCACCAUCAUGAAAAAAAUCAUCACAAUCAUGGUUUUUGGCAUAAAGUUAGCUGCUGGUACCGAUGUUUGAAUUUCAGAUCCAAAAUUGCAUUGUACUCUGUUUCUUUUUUGACAUUGAUUGCAAUAUCUUUAUGUUGCUGUAUGUGCAUAAGAAAGAGAAGAAUGGCUAAAGUUUUGCUUUUAACCCAGACACCAAUGAACAACUCUGUUGAAGUGAAAGAUGGUAAUAAAGACGAGAAGAAAAAUAGCGAUGAAAGUUUUGACUUUCAUUUUCAAUUUGAUCAUGAUGUUGUCGUGAGCGAUAAAGAAAAGUUAAUUGCUUAAGACCGUUUUAAAAUGCUUUUUUAUUUGUAAUAUUUUGUUUAGAUAUUAAGCACUAAUGUUUAUAUUUCUAUAAUAAAGUUUAAAGCGACAUAGUUGCGAGAAUUUUAGUGUUAAAGUAAAAACCAAAUUCGAUAAUUUUUUUCUUUUAUUGUAAGAUUAUGUAUAAAGUUUUUGUAUAUAUUAUUUGUAUUGACAAAAUAUUUGUGGAGUUUUAAUUUGUAUUAUUUGAGUUAUUUAUAAUUUAAAACACUCAUUCAACAUCUUGUAUGCGGAAAUAAAAUAUUUAUUUGUUUUUUAAAUUAUUGUAUUGAAGUUUAAUUGGGGUUUUAUUAUUUUUUUAUGCACUUUAUUACUUUCA
Hydra vulgaris (swiftwater hydra) is the source of this 1421-nucleotide messenger RNA. RefSeq lists its product as uncharacterized. The record is from RefSeq and is a predicted model, not a curated record. Lineage: Eukaryota; Metazoa; Cnidaria; Hydrozoa; Anthoathecata; Hydridae.